Eutrema salsugineum is the source of this 306-nucleotide messenger RNA. Its product is annotated as auxin-responsive protein SAUR15. The coding region runs from base 1 to 306 and encodes 101 amino acids. The transcript has a single exon. The record is from RefSeq and is a predicted model, not a curated record. NCBI's taxonomy places the organism in Eukaryota, Viridiplantae, Streptophyta, Magnoliopsida, Brassicales, Brassicaceae. Gene Ontology annotation, biological process: response to auxin.
AUGCCUAAAAAGGUCUUUGAUAUGCACUUCCACAAAGAAGAAGAAGAAGAUGAUACUGGAGAGAUCAAGAUAUCGUCCUCAAAAACACCGAGAGGGCAUUUCGUGGUUUACGUUGGUACUACGAUGAAGUUGGAAAGAUUCGUGGUCCCGACAAGGUUUCUGAAGAGCCCUUAUUUCCAGAAGCUUCUAGAAAAGGCGGCGGAGGAGUUUGGUUACGCGGAGGCUCACCGUAAUAAGAUCGUCUUGCCCUGUGAUGUUUCUAGUUUCCGAAGUCUCGUCAUGUUCCUGACUUCUUAUGACAAGUGA